This is a messenger RNA of Gadus morhua (Atlantic cod), 2325 nucleotides long. RefSeq names its product cornifelin homolog. The record is from RefSeq and is a predicted model, not a curated record. NCBI's taxonomy places the organism in Eukaryota, Metazoa, Chordata, Actinopteri, Gadiformes, Gadidae. The transcript has 3 exons. The coding region runs from base 1590 to 2054 and encodes 154 amino acids.
GGGAAUACUGGCUGUGCAGAGUGUGUGGUCCAAGGUGAUUUGUGUUGCUUUUUGCUUAGGCCUUUUGUUGCAUGUGUUGAGUGAUUCCUGCUGUUGUCCAAUUAUUUUGCUGCUCAGUUUAAUGAUUCUGUUUAGUGGGUUCCUAUGGAUGUUGGACAGUGCUCCAAACCAGGAAGUGAUGUUAAGAGUGAUUAUGGAUUAAAUGAAACAUCUGUAGAAUGCUGUCAGAACGGAUUGGUGGACCUGAAGUUUGCGAAGGAAAAAGAGACUUUGCUGGCACUUGGAGAGGAUGGUAUCAGUAUGUGUUUUGAAGUUGACUCUCAAUGUUUACAAACCACCAAGACAUUUGGCACCCAAAGGAAGAAAGGCAAUCAUUUAUAUUUGAUGUACCCUAUAUGGUUAUCUUUUUUCAUACAAUCAGCCAAUCACAAAAUCUGAGAAAUCUUUUGGCAUGACAUUUGGCAUUGAAAUACUGAAAAAUUAGUCUACAGGCAAUGUGAAGUCGACAUUGCAACAUGUUGAAUGCUACGGUGAUAAGUGCAAUGUUUUGAGUGCCUGUGUUGGACUGUUGUUCUGUCUCACAAAAACCCACGGAGCAGUUAGUCCCAAUGAAUUCAAACUCUUAACCACAAGACAUUUGCACUACCUCCCAUAAGUAACCCAGACACGCAGAUUUUGUUUUUAGAUAUAUUUAAAUAUAUUGUUUGUACAAUUUGCCAACAACUGGCUGCUAAAAAAGGGGCUUCACUUGUUCCAGAUUUAACUCGAGCUGCUUCAUUCAUUCAUCUACAAUAAAGUUUUAGUUUUAGGAUUUCAAGAUUUGGAUUUGGAUUUACAUAUAAAGAUUUCCAUUCAUGUAUACGAUUUAGCUUCAGAUUAAGCAUUUAGAUUUAGGAUUUCGAUUUCGAUACAAGAUUUGAUUUAAAUAUAGCAUGUCGAUUUAGAUUUAAGAUUUAAUAUAUAAUUCUAAUUCUAUAUGCCUGGAAAAAGUGACAUGUAAAUGGCAGUGUAGUUUGGAGGGGUGUUUAUAACCGAAAUCUGGGAGAAAUUAAGCAAACUGUAGGUUAAGUGAGUCACCCUUUUCAGCAGCAAAAGCUUACAAAAGGCACCCAAUUACUACUUUACAAAGAUCUAAAUGGUACAAAGCAAUUUGUCAGCCUCUGUUACCUUAUUUCUUACUCAGUAACCUGAAGACAUUGGUUGGUUGGCGGGUUUUAGUAACUAUUUGGUUCAUUGUUAUAUAUUCCCCAGAAACACUCAAGCUGUACUUUCAGUUAAAAAUGGUAGCAACAAACAGGACGAGAUUUUUGUGUGGUGUUAUGACCGUACAACCCUGUUCACGGAAAACAGUACCUAGUAGGUAAACAAGAAACCCACAAUUCAUAGGUUCCCCCAUCAACCAUCUGUGCCAAGUUUCAAAAACCCUUAUUUCCUCCGAAACUCAUGCCACAGCUUUGGUUUCAUAUCUCAAGACGACUCUCAUAACACCUUGUGGUAAAACACUCUCAUACUCUCUCAUCCCAUGUUUUACAUCUGUCUAUCACUCUCUUAUCAUCUUUCUCUUCACCUGUGUCUGUCCGUCCGUAGCCAUGGCGAUGAUCCAACAACAGGUGAUGACCAACCAGCCCAGUGUGGUGGUGACCUCGGCUUUCGAGCCGGGGAGGGAGAUGUGGUCAUCCGGCUUGUUCAGCUGCUGUGACGACAUGGGGAUAUGCUGCCUUGGGUAUUGUUUCCCGUGGGCCCUGGCGUGUCAGGUCAGCGCGGACCACGGCGAGAGUCGGUGUCUCCCCCUGCUGGAGUGUUGGAGCGGCAUAGUCCCAGCCGUGGCCCUGGGCCUCCGGAUCUCCGUGAGAGAGCGCUACCGCAUAAAGGGCUCCAUUUGUGAAGACUGCUGUAUCGUCACGUUUUGCGGCAUAUGCUCAUACUGUCAGCUGGCACGGGAACUCAAGGAACGCCGGUGCCGUCACACACAGGUCAUCUCCUCCACCACCGUGCAGGUCACAUCGAAUCCUCCGGCAUAUUACCCUGUCCAAGGCUACGGUCCCCCACAAUAAUAGGCAGGACCCAAGGCUUUAUACUUGAUAAUAAGGUGUGCAAUUGUAUUGCUGUGGAGCUUUUUUGGGAAAUGUUUGCUUAGAGCCGGUGGGGCAUGACGUUAUGUUUGCGGGUUUGAGCCCACCCAAGAAAUGUGCCGCUCAAGGCUUUGCAAGAUGACUUGGUUAAAACGUGUGUGUUUGUGCGUGCGUGUGUGUGUGUGUGUGUGCAGGGCCGUGGCACCAAAUCCUGGGCCCUGUAUACAAGAGGUACUUGUAUACAAGUACCCCC